CGCAAUAAUACGCGCAGUUCAAAAUGAUACUUAAAAUGGAUUUCCAUCUGCACACUUUCUGAACCUUGUCAGCUUAUUUUUUUCAGAUAUUUCACCCAUUUUGUCUUCUUUUGCACACGGGGAAUACUGAAUAUGGGUACUCCAAGCGAGAAACAAGUCUCAGAUCAGGAGAGUCCCGGAGAAACGGCUGUCAUUUCUGAGAAAUAUGCGGAUGUGACGCUGCGUAUUGUCGAAGACCAUGGCAAGGAUUUUGGCCCGUUGACUCCCGAAAAGGAGAAAAAGUUACAAUGGAAGUUGUACUUGCAUGUCAUGGGCUUGUUGUCAGCUAUAAACUUGCUGCUCUUUAUUGAUAAAUCAACUCUCGGAUAUGCCGCCAUUCUGGGACUAUUUGAAGAGACUGGCAUAAGUAAGGCACAGUAUAAUAACCUUGGAACGUUCUUCUACGUUGGUUAUCUCGCGGCGCAAUGGCCUGGACACUAUGCUAUGCAAAAGCUGCCGUUCGGAAAAUUUGUCGCUGGUCUUGUCUUUAUGUGGGGAGUUACGGUGCUUCUACACUGCGCUGCUACAUCAUAUGCCGGUCUCGUCGUCCUUCGGUUGCUCUUGGGUGCCAGUGAGUCCGUCGUUGUUCCAGCCAUGGAAAUGACCAUCGGAAUGUUCUUCAACCGUCAUGAACAAUCCUUCUUGCAACCCUUUCUCUGGGUAACUUCGGCGGCUGCUCCAGUCUGCGCGGCUUUCAUAUCUUACGGCCUUCUAUGGAGCAAGAGUUCCGUUCUCCCUUGGAAACUCUUCAUGGUCAUUACAGGCGGCCUUUCGGUGCUGCUCUCCAUUGUUGUGUGGUUUCACUAUCCAAGCAACCCAGCGGAGGCCAAGUUCCUGACGCUCGAGGAGAAGGUUCACACCAUUCAACGAGUGCACGAAUCGACCCAGAGUUCCAUCGAGCAGAAGCAAUUUAAAAAGGAGCAAUUCCUAGAGACGCUGCGCGAUCCGGUGUCGUGGCUGUUCUGCUUGCAGUCUUUUACACUCAUGCUGUCGAACAACCUGACAUACGGACAGCAGAACUUGAUCACCAAAGCGCUUGGCGUCACUAGUUUGGGAUCAACCCUGGUAGCUGCUGCAGGUGGCGGAUUCGGCAUUCUCGUCUGUCUCGCGGGUACUUUUGCCCUCCGAUUCUGGCCUUCAAACCUCGCUCUACAUGGACUGGUGUGGUGUGUGCCCGCCAUCGCAGGUGGCAUUGGCAUGGUUGCCAUGGACUGGGAUGAAAAGCUUGGCAUGCUCGCAUGUCUUCUCCUCGCUGGCCAUACAUAUGGAAACACGUACAUCAUCGCGCUGGGUUGGACCACGUCGUCUGCGGCCGGCUACACAAAGAAGUUGACGCGCAACGUCAUGUUCAUGCUUGGCUACAGCGUUGCGAAUCUGAUUUCGCCGCAGAUCUGGGUUCCGAGUGACGCGCCUCGCUACUACGGCGCUUGGAUUGCGCAGAUCGUCGUUAGCUGGGCCGGCACGCCGGCGAUCUUGUUUGUGAUUCAGUUCAUCUUGAAGCGAAGGAACUCCGAGCGUAAGGCGUGGGCAGCGGGCUUGACUGAGGAGGAGAGGAGAGGGCAUCAACUGGGAGAAGUAGAGCAGCUUGAUGAAGGCGGCGUGUUGGUGCGCAGGAAGGUUGACAUUGCGCUGCUGGAUUUAACCGACUUGGAGAAUCCGUUCUUUAUUUAUCCCAUCUAGGAUAUAAAGACUAAUUUUUGCUUUGGGUAUUGCUACUCGCACCCAGGUUCAAUCCCUUUCCUUUAUAUAACAGUGUGCCGGGCUUGUAUGAAAUUGAC
This is a messenger RNA of Ilyonectria robusta, 1817 nucleotides long. RefSeq names its product major facilitator superfamily domain-containing protein. Gene Ontology annotation, biological process: transmembrane transport; L-cysteine transport. NCBI's taxonomy places the organism in Eukaryota, Fungi, Ascomycota, Sordariomycetes, Hypocreales, Nectriaceae. Bases 133 to 1719 code for a protein of 528 amino acids. The transcript is spliced from 3 exons. Gene Ontology annotation, molecular function: L-cysteine transmembrane transporter activity. Gene Ontology annotation, cellular component: membrane. The record is from RefSeq and is a predicted model, not a curated record.